UUCAAUCAUGGUACAUUCUGUCUUGGUGUUAUCGCUUCUGUUUGUGGCGUUCCACAGUUCUACUGCAACGUCAAGACAAUGGUCAAGUUGGAACUCUUGGUCAAAUAACAAAGGAGGAAGUUACAAACACAGAUGUGACGCUUAUGCUGAUAUAGUAUUUGGCUAUGACGAUUCCGGAAGUAUCGGUUCAACAGCCAACUUUAACAAUAUGAAGACUUUUAUGAAGGACGUCGUUGGGUCAUUCUCUAACAUUGGUAUCAGUGGUACACAAUUUGGCGCAUUGUGCUUUGCACAAAGUGUUAAAAAUCAUUUCCAUCUUAAUGCGCAUACCAGCUGUGACGCCAUACAGAACGCUAUCAUGAAUUUUGGUGUCCGAAAAGGAAGUGCAACUGCAAUUGGAAAAGCUUUACAGUAUAUGAGAACUCAAAGCUUUGCAAAUGGAAAUAGAAACAUACCACCACGUGUUUCACCAGCCAAAAUCGCAAUUAUUUUAACUGACGGCCAGAACAAUAAUGGACCAGACCCUGUAGCACAGGCAGCCCUUCUCAAAGCACAAGGCGUUAUUAUCAUAGCUGUUGGUAUUGGCAAUAGUGUCAGUGUAUCUCAACUCGAGGCUAUUGCCUCCAACAAACAAUAUGUAUUUAAUCCACCAAGCUUCACCGCACUCAGAGCUCUGGCUGUUCAAAUUAGCAGACUGACAUGCAGAGUGUGCAGAGCUGGACCAGUCGGACCUACUGGAGAAAGAGGACCACCUGGACAUAGAGGACCAGCCGGCCCACCAGGCCCAAGAGGACCACCAGGACCAAAAGGAAUGGUUGGAGACCAAGGACCAACUGGACCACAAGGACCUGAGGGACAUAUGGGUUCACCAGGCCUAAGAGGACCUCCAGGUGACAAAGGAGCAAAAGGUGCACCAGGUAAAGAUGGAAAAGAUGGUGCACCAGGAGGUCCAGGACAACCAGGAGGUAAAGGUGCAACAGGUGACCCUGGUAAGGAUGGCGAAGACGGUGAACCUGGAGACCCCGGAAGAAACGGUAUAAAGGGACCACCAGGCGUACCAGGAGCAAAGGGCCAACCAGGACAUCCAGGAAACAGAGGUCCAAGAGGCCCAGAAGGACCAGCUGGUCCUGCAGGAAGAAACGGAACCCCUGGUUCACAAGGAUCACCAGGACCUAAAGGACCACGUGGUGAUAAAGGAGACAGAGGACCUAUUGGACCACAACCACCACCACCACCGCCAGGACCACCUGGGCCAAAAGGAAAAAAAGGAGAACAAGGAAAGCCUGGAUUCAAAGGACAAAUAACAAUUAUCAUUGAAAAAGGCGGCCAAUACAGACCAGUGAAAGGUCUGAAUGGAUACUACAAAGGAGUGAUCAGUGCUGAUCUUGACGCCGCCAUUAUAGCAGCAGUAAACAAAGGAUACAAGCCACCGCCACCUAAAUACUAAUAGAUGAAAAGAACAAGAUUAAGGCGUUCUGAUUCAGAUUGACUAGUUUUUACUAUGAUUGUAUUAUUGCAAAUAAAUGACAUUGCAUUCAA
Mytilus trossulus (common blue mussel) is the source of this 1539-nucleotide messenger RNA. RefSeq names its product collagen alpha-1(VI) chain-like. The transcript is spliced from 11 exons. Lineage: Eukaryota; Metazoa; Mollusca; Bivalvia; Mytilida; Mytilidae. Bases 8 to 1447 code for a protein of 479 amino acids. The record is from RefSeq and is a predicted model, not a curated record.